UGUGACAGGCGGCCCCGCCCGCGGCGACACCGCGCCGGGACAGCGGCGGGAGGAGGCGGCACCGCCGGGGCGGCUGAGGGGGCUCCAGCCCGGCCCGGCCCGGAGCGACCCGCGCUGAGCCCGGCCCGGCCCCGGCUGCCGCUGCGGCUGCCACAGCCCUCGGCUACAGGGGACAGCCCUCGGCUAGAGGGGACAGCACUCGGCUAGAGGGGACACCCGGGCUGAGAACCGCAGGUGAGUGCUGGGCACCUGCUCCGGAACCGGAGACGUAUUUGCUGCCAGCUGUGCUGCGUUUGAGCUCCGUGUGAUCACCUUCACAGGGCAGAGGAGGUCACUGAUAUCUGGGACCAGGGGACCCACUGGGCAGCUAUGAAGAGUUCUGUGCUCUGAGUGAACAAAGGCACUGUGGGCCUGGAGACACAGAAGUGACUUCCAGAGCAUCCUGUGAGAAGCUCAGCCUGUAGAGUGGAGAACUUGUAAUCUGUUUGUGCUGACCCCGGAAAGCUGAGCAAAGCAUCAUGAGCAGCCAUCAGACAGUAAAAAUCUUCAAGAAAUCCUCUAUCCCAGGAGUUGUUGUCACUCAGUUUGUGAAUGAUGUUCCACCAGGAUGCAGUACACCUGAUUUUGAGAAGAAACCACUCACUCUGACACUGCAGGAAGGUAAAAAUGCCAUUUUCAGAGCUGUGGUCAAAGGUGUCCCAGCUCCUGAGGUGAAAUGGUCACGUACACGGAAAGGAAUGGAUGAUCCUGCCAAAUAUGAAAUGUCCUUCAAUAGUGCUACAAAUGAAUUCAUUCUGCAGAUCAAGAGCCUGGUUCAGGAUGACAGUGAUUUGUAUCGCUGCUGUGCUGUCAAUGCCUACGGAGAGGCCUCGUGCUCUGCUGGCCUCAGGAUCAUCCAAGUUGGUUUUAAGAGGAAGGCAAAAUAUGUUCCUGUUCAUGCUGCUGAUGAGCUCAAGAAGACACUCCUGGACUCCAGGAAGAUGCUGAGGAAGAGAGCUGCAGCACCAAAACCAAAGCCCCUGGACAAAGAAGCUGUGUGGCAGCUGCUGCUGCAUGCAGAUAGGAGAGAUUAUGAGAAAAUCUGUAUGAAAUAUGGAAUUGCUGACUUCCGUGGGAUGCUGAGGAAGCUGCAGGAGAUGAGGAAAGAAACAGAGAGUGAACAGGACAAGUUAAUUCACACUCUCAAAAACUUUGAACACAUCAAAGUCAACAAGGAGGGAAAUGCUACGUUCAGCCUGGAGAUGGAGCUGAAAAACAGCAACAGCAACGUUUACCUGCUCAAGGACGGCGAGCGGCUCCGGUACGGGACAGGGGAUGAGUACAGGAAGCACUGCCUGCGCAGAGUUGGGAGGAGGUACUACUUCACUGUCAACGAUGUGCAGCCAGAGGACGCAGGGGUGUACCAGGUCAGGGUGGAGGACGUCCCUGUCUUCUCAACUGAACUGGAUGCUCAAGCCAUCCCGGCGCGGUUCCGGCAGCCGCUCUCCGACGUGCGCUGUGCCGAGGCCGGGGACGCCGAGUUCCAGUGUGUGCUGUGCACGCCCUGCCACCAGCCCCUGUGGCUGCACAAAAGCCACCCCCUCCAGGCCAGUGACAAGCACCAGAUCUCUGUGACACCUGAUGGCCUGACCCACAAGCUGAUUGUCAGGAACGUGGGGCCCUCGGACAGCGGCCUGUACACGCUCGACGCGGGACAGGGCUCCUCCAGCGCCUGGCUCCUUGUGGAGUAUGCCAAAGGAAAGAGGACACAGGAUGAAGGAGAAAAGAUUGAAAGGGAGACAUCUGAGUGGCUGAAAGAAACAAUGGCAGACAACGAAAGGGCGAGGAAGCUUCGGCGCCAAGAACAAGCUGCUGCUGAAGGUCGUCCUUCCUUUUCCACAUCUUCUGGUGUGGAGAAAAGUGGCUGGUCCAGAACAGGCCAAGGCAGCAGUCAAGGCAGGGGCCAAGGACACUCUGUUGAUUCUGAUGAUGGAAGCCAAAGAUUUUUGGGAAAAGAAGGGCUACGCAAAACCCACAUGAAUGGAGAGAUGGGGUCUGGGCAGUUUUCUGGAGCAGGUCUAGAUGGAGACUCAGCAGCCAAUGACAGCAGCAUCUUUGGGCUAAAAGGCUUAGGGGGCAGAAGUGGGUUAAGGGCUGUCCAUGGCAUGGACACUCUGUCAGGCAGAGCAGGUCCAGGUGGUGCAGUAGGAGGGGCAGGUGAAUGGAAUUCUGUGGAUGGCAGAGGUGAAGGUUUGCUGGGUGCUGUUAACGUUGACAUGGAUGAUGGAGAAGGUUUGGGCUCUCAGCAUGACAAGGAUGGGAAUUUAGGUGAUGCCAGUUACAGAGCUGGUUUUGGGGGUUCUGGGAGGUUGGGUGGUGAAAGUUCUGUGCCAGAUGGCCUUGAUCCUGAUUCAGCUGGAGUGGGAGCCAGUGUGGGUGAUCUGUUCAGCAGGACUGGUCCAGGAGCUGGAGGUGGGGGGAAUGCUGCAGGUGCUGGAAUGGCAGGAGGAAUGAGGUCCCACCAUGGCAAGGAUGGGCAUGCCACUGUGGGUGAUAUGAAUGGAGCAGGUGUAAACAGAGAGGGACAAACAGGGACUCCCUAUGGCAAGGAUGGCCUGACACCUCAUGCCAGUGGUCAGUUAGGGCAGACAGGAAGAUCUGGCUCAUUAUAUGGGCCAGGACGCCUUCCAGGUGGAGAUGGGGCUACACCUGGUACAGGUGGCAAUUCUGCAGGAGAAAUGGAGGCUUUGUAUGGUCCAGAUGGUCAGGCACUGGCAGCAGGUGCUGGUGGAGCUGGUGCAGGGGGAUUUGGGUCUCCCUAUGGAAAGGAUGGUCUCCCAGUUGGGGCUGGUUUUGGUGGUGUUGGUGCAGAGGGACUUGGAGCUCCCUAUGGGAAAGAUGGUCUUCCAAUUGGAGCAGGUGCUGGUGGGGCUGGUGGUGCAGGGGGACUUGGAUCUCUCUAUGGGAAGGAUGGUCUCCCAGCUAGGGCUGGUGAUGCUGGUGUAGGAGGAUUUGGAGAGGCUUUGUAUGGUCCAGAUGGUCAGCCACUUGGAGCAGGUGUUGGUGGUGGUGCUGGUGCAGGGAGAUUUGGAAUUCCCUGUGGAAAGGAUGGUCUCCCAGUUGGAGCAGGUGUUGGUGGGGUUGGUGUAGCUGGUGUAGGGGGAUUUGGAUCUCCCUAUGGGAAGGAUGGUCUCCCAGCUGGAACAGGUGCUGGUGGUGCAGGAGGAUUUGGGGAGGCUUUGUAUGAUGGUCGGCCACUUGGAGCGGGUGUUGGUGCUGGUGGUGGUGGUGGUGCUGGUGCAGGGGGAUUUGGAUUUCCCUAUGGGAAGGAUGGUCUCCCAGCUGGAGCUGGUGGAGCUGGUGUAGGAGGACUUGGAGAGGCUUUGUAUGGUCCAGAUGGUCAGCCAAUUGGAGCAGGUGUUGGUGCUGGUGCAGGGGGAUUUGGAAUUCCCUAUGGAAAGGAUGGUCUCCCAGUUGGAGCUAGUGUUGGUGGUUCUGGUGGUACAGGGGGACUUGGAUCUCCGUAUGGAAAGGAUGGUCUCCCAGCUGGGGCUAGUUUUGGUGGUGUUAAUGCAGGGGGAUUUGGAGCUCCCUAUGGGAAGGAUGGUCUCCCAGCUGGAGCUGGUGGAGCUGGUGCAGGAGAGGCUUUAUAUGGUCCAGAUGGUCGGCCACUUGGAGCAGGUGUUGCUGGUGCUGGUUUUGCAAGUGCCAGGGGAACUGGAGCUCCCUAUGGAAAGGAUGGUCUCCCAGCUGGAGCAGGUGCUGGCAUUAGUGGAGCAGGGGGUGUUGGGGGUCCCUAUGGAAAGGAUGGUCUCCCAGCUGGAGCAGGUGCUGGCAUUAGUGGAGCAGGGGGUGUUGGGGGUCCCUAUGGAAAGGAUGGUCUCCCAGCUGGAGCAGGUGCUGGCAUUAGUGGAGCAGGGGGUGUUGGGGGUCCCUAUGGAAAGGAUGGUCUCCCAGCUGGAGCAGGUGCUGGCAUUAGUGGAGCAGGGGGUGUUGGGGGUCCCUAUGGAAAGGAUGGUCUCCCAGCUGGAGCAGGUGCUGGCAUUAGUGGAGCAGGGGGUGUUGGGGGUCCCUAUGGAAAGGAUGGUCUCCCAGCUGGAGCAGGUGCUGGCAUUAGUGGAGCAGGGGGUGUUGGGGGUCCCUAUGGAAAGGAUGGUCUCCCAGCUGGAGCAGGUGCUGGCAUUAGUGGAGCAGGGGGUGUUGGGGGUCCCUAUGGAAAGGAUGGUCUCCCAGCUGGAGCAGGUGCUGGCAUUAGUGGAGCAGGGGGUGUUGGGGGUCCCUAUGGAAAGGAUGGUCUCCCAGCUGGAGCAGGUGCUGGUGGGCCUGGUGCAGGGGCAUUUGGGUCUCCCUAUGGAAAGGAUGGUCUCAUAGCUGGGGCUGGUGAAGGUGGUGUAGGACUUGGAGAAGCUUUGUAUAGUCCAGAUGGUCAGCCACUUGGAGCAGGUGUUGCUGGUGCAGGUUCUGCAAGUGCCAGGGGAAUUGGAGCUCCCUAUGGAAAGGAUGGUCUCCCAGCUGGAGCAGGUGCUGGUGGGAGUGGUGCAGCGGGUGUUGGGGGUCCCUAUGGAAAGGAUGGUCUGCCAGUUGGAGCAGGUGAUGGCAUUAGUGGCUCAGGGGGUGUUGGGGGUCCCUAUGGAAAGGAUGGUCUGCCAGCGGGUGUUGGGGGUCCCUAUGGAAAGGAUGGUCUGCCAGUUGGAGCAGGUGCUGGUGGGGUUGGUGGUGCAGGGGGUGUUGGGGGUCCUUAUGGAAAGGAUGGUCUGCCAGUUGGAGCAGGUGAUGGCAUUAGUGGCUCAGGGGGUGUUGGGGGUCCCUAUGGAAAGGAUGGUCUGCCACUUGGAGCAGGUGUUAGUAGUGCAGGAGGUUUUGGGGGUCCCUAUGGAAAGGAUGGUCUGCCACUUGGAGCAGGUGCUGGUGGGGCUGGUGGUGCAGGGGGUAUUGGGGGUCCCUAUGGAAAGGAUGGUCUGCCAGUUGGAGCUGAUGUUGGUGGGAUUGGUGGUGAAAGAGGAGUUGGAGCUCCCUAUGGAAAGGAUGGUCUGCCAAUUGGGAGUGGUGGUGGUGGUGGUUCAGGGGGAGCUGAGAGUCCCUCUGGAAAGGAUGGUCUCCUAGCUGGAGCUGGUGUUAGUGGUGCAGGGGGUAUUAGGGGUCCCUAUGGAAAGGAUGGUCUGCCAGUUGCAACUGGUUUUGGUGGUAUUAAUGCAGGGGGACCUGGAGCUCCCUAUGGGAAGGAUGGUCUCCCAACUGGAGCAGGUGCUGGUGUUAGUGGUGCAGGGGGAGUUGGGGGUCCCUAUGGAAAGGAUGGUCUCCCAGCUGGGGCUGUGGCAGGAGCUGCUCAUUUUCCUCUUGGAGGGGAGAAAGCGAUGGGAUCUGGCUGUGGCACAGAUGCCACACUGAGCAGAACUCCGGGAUAUGCAGGUGGAGCAGGAGGAGAGGGUUUUUCCAGGGAAGGCUCUGCACUGUGGGGUGCAGGGUCUCCCUGUGGCGAGAACAGAGGGUCAGCUGUAGCCACGGCUGGUGCAGGUGGAGUUGGGAGGUUGGGAGGGGAUGAAUGGGAUUCAGUCCAUGGUAAAGGAGGUGUGGAAGCUGCUGGUGGACCAGGUGGUGAAUAUGGGCUGGAUGCACAUCUUGGCAGAUCUUUGAGAGGUGAAACUGGAAAGGGCACUGCCAGUGAUGUCAGAGGGCCAGGGAACAAAGGUUCAGCUGGUGACAGAGGGUCCCUGUCAGGUCCAGGAGGAGCCAGGGGAGAGGGCAGAGAUUUCAGACAGUUGGACUCCCUUUAUGACACAAAUUCUGCCUUUGGAGAGGCAGGGAGUAAAUCCCAUGACAGAUCUGUUGACGGAAGUAGUUCAGGUGGGUUUGGUCAAGGUCCACUGAGUUAUGGCCAGAUGUCAGGUCCUUUUGGUGGACCUCCUUCAGCAAACCAGAGAAACCAGGAACCUGACCUGGAUCUUAAAGCAAAUGAUUCCCUGAACAACACGGAAAACACAGCACAAAAGAGACGGAGUGUCCUGGAUGAUAUCAAAGUCCCGCGCUGUUACCUCAACAAGCAGCUGGCAACCGUGCGAGUGCUGAAGGGGGACCCAGCUGAGCUGUCCUGCACUGUCAGCAAGGACAACGUGACAGGAACCUGGUUUAAGGAUGGCCUCAAGUUAACAAGUAUGGAUGGAGUUGUCUUUGAAAAGAAAGGUCUUGUCCACAAACUGAUCAUCAACAAGGCUGAAGAUAUUCAUGCUGGGAAAUACAGAUUUGAAGGUGGAGAUGUAAAAACUGAAGCUUCAAUUUUUGUUGAAGAUCCUCCCCAGGUGGACAAAGUUCUCCUCAAGAACUUGACCAGUGUCCCCACAGUGGCCAAGGCCGGGGAGGGAGUGAAGCUGCGGAUCCCGUUCGAGGGCCGGGGGCCCAUCAGGGCGGCGUGGCUGAAGGACAGGAUGGAGCUGGGGGAUGACACCAGGAUCCGUGUGGACAAGACAGACACCUGCACCACACUGUCCAUCUCCAGCUGUGACAGGAGGGACUGUGGGGAUUACAAAGUCAGGCUCAAGAACGACAGUGGUGUCCUGGAGAUCAACCUAAAGCUCGUGGUGAUAGACAAGCCACAGCCUCCAGCAGGACCCAUCAAAAUUGUAGAAAGCUCUGCCAACAACAUCACAAUCCAGUGGAAGCCCCCAAAGGACGAUGGGGGCAAACCAGUGCAAAGGUACCUCGUGGAGAGGCAGCAGGUGGGCAGGAACGACUGGGAGACUUUGGGAGAAACCCCCAGGAGCUGCACCAGCUUCACCACGAGCAAAGUGGAGGAAGAGAUGAGCUACUACUUCAGGGUGAGGGCCGUGAAUGCCGAGGGAGCGAGCGAUGCGCUGGAGUCAGGGGAAGUGAAGGCUGCUGGUAAAGCUUCCCCUGGUGCCCCAGGUCCCCCCGAGAUCAUCAGUGCCAGCAGGGAUUCCAUCACCAUAUCCUGGAAAGCUCCUUGUAAAACCGGCACUUCCCAAAUUAUGGGAUACAUUGUUCAGAAACGCAAGAAGGGCACUGUGACCUGGCUGCCAGUCAACAACGUGCCUGUCAAAGACAAGAAACUGAAGGUGAGCAGCCUCAAGAAGGGUGUGCAGUAUGAGUUCCGCGUGGCAGCUGUCAAUGCUGCUGGCACAGGACAGCCCAGUGACCCCUCAGAGCCUGCCUUGGCCCGGGACCCCACCAAAUCUCCAGGCCAAGUGCAGGGCCUUAAAGUGAGCAGCAGUGACAGCACCAGUGUCACCUUGACAUGGAACAAACCUGAAGUACAAGAUGGGAAUGAUGUGAAAGGCUACGAGGUGGAGAUGAGGCCCUGUAACAGCCUCAGCUGGACCAAGUGCUUCACGCUCCCUGCGGAGAGCACCUCGUGCAGGGUCCAGGGCCUGCGGGCCGGGGAGAAGCUGUUCCUGCGCGUCAGGGCCCUCGGCGACGGCGGCCCCGGGGAGGCCUCGGAGCUCGAGGCGUGUGCUGGAGCUGCUGCUGCUGUGGUCUCUCCCAGGUUACUGAUAGAUGACACAGUGAAAAGCUUCCUGGUUAUAAAAGCAGGGAAUCCCAUCCGGGUGAAGAUUCCCUUUGAGGGAUCUCCCGAGCCGGUGGUGACCUGGUUAAAGGAUGGGCUCCCCCUUCCCAGCCGGGCUGCCGUGAGCACCGAGGAUGGAAGCAGCCAGCUGCUGCUCAGGGCAGCCGAGCUCAGUGACAGCGGCACCUACACUGUGGAGCUUGGGGAUGGGCUGGGCAAAAGGGAGACCUUCAGCUUCCAGGUUCAAAUUACAGAUAUCCCUCAGCCCCCUGGAGCCAUCCGGCUGGAGGAGAAUGUGCCCAACACAGUGACAGUGACCUGGGACCCCUCAGCAUCUGAGCAGUGGGAGAAGAACCUGUAUUACACUGUCCUGAAACGGGAAUCCCAGAAGGGCCUGUGGCAUGUGCUGGGGGACCUGAUCUACAACAACAAGUUCACCUUCACCAGGGUGGUCCCAGGCAGGGAUUAUUACUUCAGGGUUGUGGCAAAAAAUGACCUGGGAGUCAGUGAUCCAUCAGAUACUGUGCAGCCCUGGAGGAUCUGGAAGAAAAAGGCUGAAUUUCGAGUGAAAGCACAGAAAUACAGGGGAGUUAACCAGAACCAGCCCCCGAGGUUCCUGGUGCCCCUUAAGUCUCACGUGGUGGUGACGGGCAGCGAGUGUCACAUGAGCUGUGCUGUUGGAGGCCAUCCCCCACCAAAAAUCACAUGGUACAAGGACAGCAGAGACCUCUCCAGAGAUCCCAACUACUUCUGCACCAACGACUUCGGGGUGUGCUCCCUGGUGGUGCUGGGGGUCACCAAGCAGGAUGAGGGGGAGUACAUGGUGGAAGCCAGCAAUGAAGUGGGCCGUGCCUUCAGCAAAGCCUUCCUCGCCAUCAAAGACUCCUCCCUGUAGCGUGGCCCAGCUGAGAACAUCCCUGCCUGGCUCUGAGGAUGAGAAGGUUCUGGUGAGGACUUGUCCAUAUGAAGGCUGUGCAUUUAUUGUCAGAUGUUCUUCACAGUCUGAGGGUGUUAUUUUUCAGAUCCAGUAAUUGCAUGUUGAACAUGAUGCUGCAUUGCCAUCAAUACUGGGGGAAAAAGCUUUAAGAGCACUGUAUUUUUUUUUCAAUAAUCAGGCUUUCUAUGAGACCUUUAAAACACAGCUUAGAAGUUUCAGGAACACAGAAGAUGAGAGGAAAAAUAAUUGGCCAAAAUGAAACUUUCUGUGGAGAACACAGGUGGAUGGGAGAGAUCAUCCUGCCACAGCACUCACCCACAAUAAGGACCUUUCUGGACAUCAGGGAUCUCUGGUCCUUUCACAUCUGCUUUUUCAAACCAGAACAAUCAUUUUGGAUUCCUUGUGAUUCUUUGCAGGCUUCCCAAAUAUGGCAAAAGCAGUUCUGCAUAUGUUGUACUAUCAGUAGCUGCUAAGUAGAUUAUCUUCCCUAACCCCUAAGUUUAAAAGAUCUGCCUGCUCAUUUUGUCUGGGCAGGAGAUGAAAUCUCAGACUAGCCUGGCAUGGGAUAGGUGAAGCUCCCAGUGCAAAUGCACUGGUAGGAAGGACUGGCAGUCUACAACCCGUGUGUGGGCAGUCUACAACCCAAAACCCACAAAGUGUGCUGUACAAACGCUGUGCCAGUCCUGAAUCACCCCCAGCAUCACCUGUGCAUCCCAACUGCGCUGGUCAUGGCACUGCUGGGAGGCUUUGCCUUGAGCAGAAAGAGGUAAAAAUCCUUUCUGUCUGACCAGAAAUACAAGGGACUCGAGGGACCUCCUGCCACAGCCAGGGGUUCCCAUCACUGGGCCUGGACAGCAAAAUGUUCUGGUGGCUGUGGGAGGGUGUCACAGCCAGAGCACCAAGGGUACUUUGUGACAGGAGAGAGCAGAGCCAAACACAGCUGUGGGGCUGGAAUGUUCUUGAGAUUACAUUUUGUACAAUGUUGUACAGAUGUAGCAGCAGUAGAUAAUGAAAUUAAACCACAAUUCAGUGAAAUCUA
Messenger RNA from Pyrgilauda ruficollis (rufous-necked snowfinch), 9474 nucleotides. It is a transcript of the gene IGFN1, whose product is annotated as immunoglobulin like and fibronectin type III domain containing 1. NCBI's taxonomy places the organism in Eukaryota, Metazoa, Chordata, Aves, Passeriformes, Passeridae. The transcript has 25 exons. Bases 519 to 8393 code for a protein of 2624 amino acids. Gene Ontology annotation, molecular function: protein binding. The record is from RefSeq and is a predicted model, not a curated record.